Messenger RNA from Diaporthe citri, 1317 nucleotides. RefSeq lists its product as uncharacterized. Lineage: Eukaryota; Fungi; Ascomycota; Sordariomycetes; Diaporthales; Diaporthaceae. The coding region runs from base 1 to 1317 and encodes 438 amino acids. The record is from RefSeq and is a predicted model, not a curated record. The transcript is spliced from 4 exons.
AUGACGGUAAUUGGGGCGACGACCAACGGCGGGACGACCAACGGGGGGGCACCGAGCGCCAAAAAGGCCGCGCACCAGAAGUACGCUAUUGGCCGUGCGAUACUCGAGCCUGCCAUCCACCAUGAGUCGUUUGAGAAAUUGUGGGAAACGAAAUGGAAAGCACCUUGUACGAUGGGAGUUUACCCGUUCAUGUUCGGUACUGUGAAGGACUUUGAGCCGGUGGCGCAGGAGAUCAUCCAGAAAGGGCUGAAAGAGCCGUACGAUUGGGAUGAGUACGCCGAAAUGUUCUUCCCCAAGGCAGAGGAACUUUCAGAGAUCGCAGGCAGGGCAGAGGAAGCGGGCGAGAAGGAAAAGGCGUCAGAGUACUACCUGCGAAGCUCAGCGCUGUAUCGCAUCGCCCGUUUCCCUGCUCCUCGUUCAGAAAAGCAGCGACUCGCCUGGACUCUGGGCAAAGAUGCAUUCUACAAAGGCGGAGCCCUGAUGGAAUAUCCCAUCCGUGAGGUAGAGAUCCCUCACACGCACCGAAAUGAAUCCGAAGGCCAGACCAUCCCCGUGAACUUCCUCCUCCCGCCGGGGGCCUCACCCCAGCGUCCGGCCCCCGUGGUGAUGAUAUUCACGGGCCUGGACGGGUACCGCACCGAGCUCGCGGUCUGGCAGCGCGGCUGGCUGGAGAAGGGCGUGGCGACAGUAGUGGUCGAGAUCCCUGGAACCGGCGACUCCCCCGCGGCCAAGGGCGACCCGACGAGCCCGGACCGCCAGUGGUCCAGCGUCCUGGACUGGAUCGCCGGGCAGGCGGAGCUGGACAAGGGUAGGGUCGUCGUCUGGGGUUUCUCCACGGGUGGGUACUACGCGCUCCGGGUGGCGCACACCCAUGCGGAUAGGCUUCUGGGCAGCCUCAGUCUAGGGGGAGGGGCUCACCACAUGUUUGACCGAGACUGGCUGGAGCAUGCCAACAAGCUGGAGUAUCCGUUUGACUUGGCGGAUACUCUGGCUUACAAGUAUGGCUAUGCGGACUUGGAGUCGUUCAUCCAGGAGGCGCACAAGUUCUCACUGGUCAAUGACGGAACGCUGGACAGGCCCUGCUGCAAGAAUGUGCUGGUCGUCAACGGGGAGAACGACGAGAUCUUUCCGAUCGAGGAUCUUCACGUGGCGCUACGGCAUGGAUCGCCAAAGUCGGCACGGGUGGUCGAGGGCCGAAAGCAUAUGGGGGAGCCUGAGAGCUUUUUUGUGAUUCUCCGAUGGAUCCACGACUUGCUGGGCUUGGAUGGGGAUGUCGCAGCUCAGACGAGGUUGUUGCCGUUUAAGGCCAAGUAUUGA